Molecule: messenger RNA, 1787 nt
Organism: Xenopus laevis (African clawed frog)
Lineage: Eukaryota; Metazoa; Chordata; Amphibia; Anura; Pipidae
Gene: ppme1.L
Product: MGC84679 protein
Source: RefSeq, marked predicted
GUCCGACUGUCACCACGGAAACCCCUUUGGCUGAACCAUGUCUGCUUUGGAAAAGAAUCUCCAUAUGGGGCGGUUACCACCACGACCCACAAUGCCCGGGGGGCUUCAAUCUGGAUCUAAAAUGAGAAUGGGACCCGGCAGAAAGCGGGACUUCUCCCCUGUACUUUGGAGUCAGUACUUUGAAUCCAUGGAAGAUGUUGUGGUUGAAAGCGAGACAGGCAAAGACAGCUUUCGCGUUUACAGAAGUGGCUCUGAGGGGCCAGUGUUGCUUUUACUUCAUGGAGGUGGUCACUCUGCACUCUCCUGGGCUGUGUUUACUACUGCAAUAACCAGCAGAAUACGCUGCAGAGUGGUGGCAUUAGAUCAGAGGGGACAUGGUGAAACAAAUGUAAGGCAUGAAGAUCUAAUUUACGGAAGAUCCUUUAUCCGGAAAACCCCAAGUCCCUUGCAUUCUGUAUAACAGAUCCCAUACCUAUAUUACUGUUUUAUUUAGGGAUUCAUCUUGCUUCCCUUUCCUGUAGCUUUCCAACCUGAUGCUGAAAGGCCACAUUAUCUUUAUCCACAGCAGCAGCACUUUCUGCCACCCACACUUUUCUACUGACAGUUGCACUUCCACUAGAUCCAUAAAGCAAUACAGGUAUGGGAUCCGUUAUCCAGAAUUUAAAUCUACUAGAAAAUCAUAUAAACAUUAAAUAAACCCAAUAGGCUGGUUUUGCUUCCAAUAAGGAUUAAUUAUAUCUUAGUUGGAAUCAAGUAGAAGCUACAGCUAUGGGACCUGUUAUCCAGGAUGCUCGGGACCUGGGGUCUUCCGGAUAAUGGAUCUUUCUGUAAUUUGGAUCUUCAUACCUUAAGUCUACUAGAAAAUAAACAUUAAAUAAACCCAAUAGGCUGAGUUUGCUUCCAAUAAGGAUUAAUUAUAUCUUAGUUGGGAUCAAGUACAAGUGACUGUUUUAUUAUUACACAGAAAAAGGAAAUUGUUUUUAAACAGAGUAUUUAAUUAUAAUGGAGUCUAUGGGAGAUGGGCUUUCUGUAAUUUGGAGCUUUCUGGAUAACGGGUUUCCUGGUAAUAAUGGAUCCCGUACCUGUGUAUAAACGGUCACUUGUCUGUUAGUAAGUGUCGCUGGGAUUGAGAGGCGACAUUGAGGAUAUUAGGGGUACUUGUAUUUUUGGGCCUUCUGUUAAACCCAUUCUAGCUUUAUUUUGCCCCAUGUAUAAAUGUUAUUUACUGCCAGAAAUAAUACAAAGCUGUGGAAAUGGCAAACCAGUUUGGAUCCAGCACUGAUUUUCAGAUCUUUGUUUCUACUGGUCCAUGCUGUUUUCUGAUUGGCUGCGAAGCCGAGUCCCACUUCCCCUCUAUUAAACUGGCCCACGGAAAUAUGUGACAGUAUUAUUUGUAUAUCUAAUCGAAUAGCAAAUCUAUUUACAAUUCAGCAAACUAACAGACUGUGUAUUGGGACCCUGCAGUUGUUGGCUGGUGGUGGGACGCUGGGAGUUGUAGUUCAGUGACAUCACAUAACUACUUGCAGUUGAGCGGUGGAUGAAAUGGGUUUUUGUUAUUUAAUGAAUGUAAUCCCCUUAAUUAGUCUGCUGGGGGCACAAUAUUAAAGUCGUCGGUAAAUCCGUAUCUGAUUAAUUCUGCAGUAGACGUUGGGUCGAUGAUCGUGAAGGAGACAAAUGGCAGGAGGCGUGGCUUUAUACUGGGGGCGGGAUCAUCACUUACUGUACAUCUGUACUUACUGUGGAUUUCUGCUUGGGAAUCUCAUUAAUAAAAUGUAAAACUGCUGUUU